Molecule: messenger RNA, 600 nt
Organism: Microthlaspi erraticum
Lineage: Eukaryota; Viridiplantae; Streptophyta; Magnoliopsida; Brassicales; Brassicaceae
Source: the annotation of a GenBank genome assembly
AUGUGCAUCUCCACUCAGAUAGUGGACUGCCAACUCAACCUGGUACUAAACCAGAAAUCUGAUAGACUGGAAAUUCCGCUCCAAUCUCUGACGCUACUCUUUUGCCGCCUCUGGGCUAACUCCAUCCUCAAAGUACGGCAUACCAAUCAUCUGCAUGUGCCCCAACAUAUCCAAGUAGGACGGCACCAUCAAACCCACAGCCUGCAGCUGAACAAAUCCCGCAGCCCUCUGCUGCACCUCUGCCACUGGAGAGCACCACCCCAACCCGGAGCAGCCUCCGCUCCCAAACCAACCUCGCAUCCACACUGGCCUCACUCGCCACGGAUACCGACUGGGUCACCGACGCAGUCGCCACACUCGGCACCACACUCUCUCCCGAAUCCACCGAAGUCCACAAUCUCGGCCCUGACCUCCAAGGCCUCUAUCUCUGCCACCACGGCCUCAAGCACCGCGCCCUCUCGCGCUACGACCUCUAGCUACUCCGUCCAUCUCACUCUAUGGAACGAAAUGAGUAAACUAGACCACAAAACAAAACUCAAACGCAACAUAAAACUCACCGCGGAAUCUCUUGUAGCUGAAGGGGAUGAUACUAAAGCCUAG